This is a messenger RNA of Morchella sextelata, 1290 nucleotides long. RefSeq lists its product as uncharacterized. The record is from RefSeq and is a predicted model, not a curated record. Gene Ontology annotation, biological process: protein peptidyl-prolyl isomerization. The transcript is spliced from 3 exons. NCBI's taxonomy places the organism in Eukaryota, Fungi, Ascomycota, Pezizomycetes, Pezizales, Morchellaceae. The coding region runs from base 1 to 1290 and encodes 429 amino acids. Gene Ontology annotation, molecular function: RNA binding; peptidyl-prolyl cis-trans isomerase activity. Gene Ontology annotation, cellular component: nucleus.
AUGAAAUACUAUAACUUUUCGCCUAUUUACAGUGUGCAAAAGAAUUUUUCGUUUCAAACUGGUGACCCUAUUGGGCCCGACUCAGCCGAUUCAGAUGGAGGUACUUCAAUAUGGGGCCUGCUUAAUGGGCCAUCGAGGCGGUUUUUCCCCGCCGAAUUUCACCCUAAACUAAAGCAUACGGAACGUGGUACCGUGAGCAUGGCCACUGUACCUGGUAAUAACCCUGACGAAAGAGUGAGUGGGAGCCAAUUCAUUAUCACUACAGGAGAUGAAUUGGAUUUUCUUGACGGAAAGGCGGCUAUAUUUGGGAAGGUAGUAGAAGGAUUCGAUGCGCUGGAGAAAAUAAACAAUGCAUUUUGCGACGAUAAGGGAAGGCCACUGAAGGAUAUUAGAAUACGACAUACUAUUAUAUUAGAAGAUCCAUUUAAGGAUCCUCCAGGACUUGUAGAACCUACUGAAGACCCGGUUCCAACAAAGGCUCAGCUUGCGACAGUCAGGAUCGGGGAAGAUGAGGAUAUUAACGAGGAUGAGAAUCCAGAAGAGGCAGAACGGAAAAGGCGAGAGCGGGAAGCUAGAGCACAGGCGUUGACAUUGGAGAUGGUGGGAGAUCUUCCAUUUGCGGAUGUCAAACCGCCUGAAAACGUUUUGUUCGUCUGCAAACUUAAUCCCGUGACCCAAGACGAGGAUUUGCAUCUAAUCUUUAGCCGCUUUGGUAAUAUCCUCUCGUGUGAGGUCAUUCGCGACAAAAGAACGGGCGACAGCUUGCAAUACGCAUUUAUUGAGUUCGAGGACCAGAAGUCUUGUGAACAGGCCUAUUUCAAAAUGCAGGGGGUAUUGAUUGACGAUCAUAGAAUUCACGUUGAUUUCUCGCAGAGCGUCUCGAAGCUAUCAGACACCUGGCGAACAGCGACGAAUGCGAAACGCCGAAACGCAGCCGAAACACGUGGUUUUGGUGGUUCCAACCACUUGGAGAAACGACGGCAGUAUAAGGAGGGUGGUCAUGGGCAUCGUACCCAUAGCGGGAGCGGCGGGAGCUCCGGUUUUGUCUUUGAUGAACAAGAUAUCCGGAAACAUGAGUACUCAAAAAAAACAGACGACAAGAGUGGUGACAGAUACAAGGGUCGUAACAGAGAUAGGAGCAAAGAUCAUUAUAGACGUAAAUACUCGGAGAGAAGUAGAAGCCGCGAUCGACGUAGUGGUAGGGAUAGAGACCGAGAAAGAGGGUCUAGUCGUAGGUAUUCACAAGACAGAAGUCGAAGCCCAAGACGGGACCGCGGUCGUGAUAGGUAA